AUGAGCGACGAUAUGGAUAUCGACGCAACCGCGGUAGCGGACGAGCGCCCUUCCCCUCCUGCAUCUCCAGAUGGGAAUGAUGACGCCGACGAGCUACCUGUAGCGACCCUGGAGGCCAUGAAGCUGGCCGUUGCAAAGGCCCCGGAUGGGGACGAGAUCACCGGAAUGCUCAAGACUCUUCUCACAGAUUACCUCACUCGUGUGCCAUUUCUGCAGCAGCAAAUCGAGGACCAACAGGCGACCAUUGCGGAGCUGCAGCGAAAGUCGGAGCUGGAGAAGGCCUUGGUUAACAUUGAUCGCAACCGCUUUGUCUCUGAACGUGCAAGUUGGCAGGCACAGACCGACGCUCUGAUCCGAACACGAGAGGCCGAGGCUGCCGCUGGCUCCAGGCCGAAGGGAAUUUUGGACCUGGACGUCAACUAUCAUCGUGACCUCGAAGCAGCUAACAAGCGCUUGGAAAUGGACAACCGCCUGAUGGCACCUCGAUUGGUGGACACACAACAGCAAAUCGAAAAGCUCGUCAACGAGCUCCGUGUUCUGCGCACACACGUCAUCCUCCAAACUGGUCCGUUCACUGAGGAGGAAGGCAAGGACUACGACGAGGCUACUGCCGGGACGAGCACAGCGGUACAGCGGACGCCCGCACAGCCGAAGCCCAAGCAUAUGAGCAAGACCGUCAUGGGCGACGCUCGCGCCGAACACUUGCUCCUUGCGGCCAAGAAGGUCCGUUCCAUGCGACAGCAGGACAAGAACGUUGGGCUCUUGACGCUGGAAGAGCUCCAGCGCAAGGGUGUGGUCGGGCCAGAUGGUGGGUUGAGCUACUCGGAAGGAUACGGCGGCUUGCCAGAGGAAGAUGAGCUUCUGCCUAGUGAAGACGAAGACAGGAAGCCUUCGACCUCCACUGCGACACCCGCGUACCACCGCGCUAGCUCGACGGCCAAGUCAACCGGAACGCCCCUUCUCCCGCGUCCGAAGAAGGCCAAGCGGAACGCCCCCACCACUCCGUCUCGAGCACGUACCAACCAGCAGGCGCCGCAGACGACCCCAGGUGGGAGCAACUUUAAUGACCUGUUGCUUGCUGCUGAGAUGGCUACCCGUCCACCGACCCCAAGCCGCAGUGUGCCCAACAACAUGUCGAGCGCGCGCACAACCACGUCGCUUUGGGAGGCGACCGCCAUGCAGAGCCCCACCAAGAAGCCACGACGACAGCCACCAGCGACGGUAGAGUGGUCGACUCGGCGGCAUGUCAGCAAAGAAGGCGACGGGUCACCCAAUCGGGGCGAUGGCGGAUCGGCACUCGAUCUCCUCGCGCAGGCGAGCCAGGACGUCGCGCAGGGCUCAUCAGGCGGAGGCUUGGCGUCCGCUGCGCGGCUGGGCGGUGCGAUGGAGGGCGACAGUUCCCGACAGGGAUACCGCGCGCAGGGCACCCGGAGCGAGACUCCGCUCGGCCCAGCGAUCAAUCUGGACAGCCGCGGCACACCGUCUCACUUUCCACCUGGUCCUGACAAUCCGUUUGUCGGCAGUCCGAAUGCGUUCCAGAGUCCGACUGGCGCGGCUGUUCCCGGUCUCGGCAAGUAUGUGCACCUGUCGAGCACAGUGCCAGCACGGCGUGUUCGGUCGCCAUACUUGAAGUGGACCAAGGAGGAGGACGAGCUGCUCACACGCGCGGUCAUGGAGCACGGCGAGAAGUGGGACCUGGUCAGCAAAUGCGUGCCGACUCGGAGCUACCAUCAGGUUCGGCAACGGUGGCUUCGGAAGACGGGUGCGUUCGACAAGAAGCCAGCGACGACCGAUCCAUCUCCGUUGAGUGCGGGUGUGGCUGGCGAGCAAAGCAGUCCGACGCCGAGGGGCCGGAAGCGGAAAGAGUAG
Messenger RNA from Cutaneotrichosporon cavernicola, 1869 nucleotides. RefSeq lists its product as uncharacterized. The record is from RefSeq and is a predicted model, not a curated record. Bases 1 to 1869 code for a protein of 622 amino acids. Gene Ontology annotation, cellular component: snRNA-activating protein complex. Gene Ontology annotation, molecular function: RNA polymerase II cis-regulatory region sequence-specific DNA binding; RNA polymerase III type 3 promoter sequence-specific DNA binding. Lineage: Eukaryota; Fungi; Basidiomycota; Tremellomycetes; Trichosporonales; Trichosporonaceae. The transcript has 6 exons. Gene Ontology annotation, biological process: snRNA transcription by RNA polymerase II; snRNA transcription by RNA polymerase III.